Messenger RNA from Triticum urartu, 2002 nucleotides. Its product is annotated as alpha-1,3-arabinosyltransferase XAT3. The record is from RefSeq and is a predicted model, not a curated record. Gene Ontology annotation, molecular function: glycosyltransferase activity. Lineage: Eukaryota; Viridiplantae; Streptophyta; Magnoliopsida; Poales; Poaceae.
UGGGUCGUUGGCCUGGGGCGGUGGUCCAGCAUCACAGGAGCUAAUAGCCGCUGCCCUGCCCGCCGUAGUGGUUGCCGUGCCGGGUCCCUCAGGUCAGGUAGAGCCACACCCACCACGGCCGGCGCGCGCGCGACGCGAGCCCACCAACCAACCUCCGGGCCUGAACCUCCUCCGCGCGCUACAUCGCCAUCGCCUCCACCAACCACGCCUUUAAUACCCUUGCGCCGCACAGCUCCCCCGCCCGCGCUGCGCUGUCGCUGCUGUGGCUUCCGGUCGAUCCCCGGCCCGCCGUGCCAAGCCAUCUCCACCUCCACCACCGGCGGGCAGGCGCCAUGAAGCAGCCGAGGUCGCGGCAGGAGCCGCGCCGGAUGGGCAACUCGGCCAUGGUGGUCACCAUGCUGCUCUCCCUCUGCGUCCUCACCUUCAUCAAGGCCCGCUACUGCUCCACCCCGUACCCCAACAAGCCGGCGCCGCUGCUGGACCUGGAGGUGGAGAUCGACGAGGACUACGACAGCAGCCGGUACAAGAUCUCCGGCCCCAUCGGGGAGGAGGAGUUCGACCCCAGCCGCCCCACCUGCUACAACACCAGCAAGCGCUCGGAGCGGUGCGCGGCCGUGGGCGACGUCCGGGUCGACGGCAACCACUCCAAAAUCUACAUCAGCCCGCUGGGCAAGGAGUGGCGCACCAAGCCGUACGCGCGCCGCCACGACGCCGUCGCCAUGGACGACGUCCGCGAGUUCGCGCUGCUCCCCUUCGGCGGCGCCAACGACAGCGCCGUGCCGCCGCUCUGCACCAGGAACCACUCCGUCCCGGCCUUCCUCUUCUCCAGCGGCGGGUUCGCGGGCAACCUGUACCACGACUACACCGACGUGCUGGUGCCGCUCUUCACCAGCACCCACCACUUCGGCGGCGAGGUGCAGUUCCUGCUCACGGACAUCAAGGACUGGUGGCUGGACAAGUUCACGCCGCUCUUCCGCCAGCUCUCCAACUACGACGUCAUCGACGUGGACAACGACCAGGAGGUGCACUGCUUCUCGCGCAUCGUCAUCGGCUCCACCUUCCACCGGCCCAUGGGCAUCGACGGCACGCGCUCCCCGGGCGGCGAGACCGUGGCCGACUUCAAGCGCCUGCUCCGGCGCGCCUUCCGGCUCGACCGCGUGGUGGCGUCCCACGACGGGGCCGCCAGCCUCGGCAAGCCGCGGCUCCUCAUCAUCUCCCGCAAGUCCUCCCGGCGGUUCCUGAACGAGCGCGCCAUGGCGCACGCGGCGGCGGCGGCGCAGUUCGACGUGCGCAUCGCGGAGCCGGACAACCACACGGACAUGCCCAACUUCGCGCGGCUGGUGAACUCGGCGGACGUGAUGAUGGGGGUGCACGGCGCCGGGCUGACCAACAUGGUGUUCCUCCCGAGCCGCGCCGUGCUGCUGCAGGUGGUGCCGUUCGGCGGGCUGGAGUGGCUGUCCCGGGUGACCUUCAAGGACCCGGCCAAGGACUUCGACGUGACCUACAUGGAGUACAACGUGUCGCUGGAGGAGAGCUCGCUCAAGGACCUCUACCCCAAGGACCAUUUCUACCUGCAGCACCCCUACGACGUGCACAAGAAGGGCUGGAACGCCAUCAAGACCACCUACCUCGACAAGCAGAGCGUCCGGCUCGACCUCGCCAAGCUCACGCGCACGCUCCAGCACGCGCGCAGCCUCCUGCCCUCCCCCUCCUCGCACUGACACUGAGCCCCUGCUUCAAGUUCGUUUUCUCCAUGCUAGAUUAGGCCUUCUUCUUCCUCCUCAUCCUCUCUCUCCCUCCCAUGUUUGGUUCACUUCUUGAUUUGUUGUUGUGGUGGUGCCAAAGAUUCAUUUCUUUCUUUCUUUUUUCUGGGUAAAGGAGGAGACGAACAAGUUCGUGUCACGCAUAGGCAGCAAAGUGUCCAAAGGUUAAUUUACACUCUGUAAAUUCGAUUGAUUGUCCCGACAACGCACACAGAGAAAAAUGUAAUUAUUUGCCCACA